This is a messenger RNA of Culex quinquefasciatus (southern house mosquito), 5796 nucleotides long. It is a transcript of the gene nAChRalpha1, whose product is annotated as acetylcholine receptor subunit alpha-like 1. The transcript has 10 exons. The record is from RefSeq and is a predicted model, not a curated record. NCBI's taxonomy places the organism in Eukaryota, Metazoa, Arthropoda, Insecta, Diptera, Culicidae. Gene Ontology annotation, cellular component: postsynaptic membrane; synapse; neuron projection. Gene Ontology annotation, biological process: signal transduction; monoatomic ion transmembrane transport; regulation of membrane potential. The coding region runs from base 2183 to 3853 and encodes 556 amino acids. Gene Ontology annotation, molecular function: acetylcholine-gated monoatomic cation-selective channel activity; transmembrane signaling receptor activity.
GAUUGAUGAAAUCGCUCGACUGUUUGUUACGAUUGCGAUUUGUUGUCAUAUUAGAUAAUUUUUGUUAAAAAUUACUAUAAUUAACCUAGCUCGUUAAGGUAACACCCAUCCCGGCGCCUGGGACGUGCGAGGUCGCGGUCGAAGGAAUUGUGCGGAACGGAACCGUUCGUCGUCGUCGCCGCAAGGAGGACGACCUUACCGAUGCAGUAGAGCACAGCAGCACCAGCUCCAAGAGCAGUGUUCCCCGUUUUGCCAAGCCCAACAAGAAGGUAGUGCUGCUGGUACUGCUGGUGAGCAAAGGAAAAAUCCUGUGCGUGCGUGCACAGAGUCGUGAGGUCCCUCGACGUGUACUAUGACAAUGUCGAGACAGUGCUGCUGCUGACGAAUGCUGACGACCUCCCCUGAAACCCCAAAACCUCAGCUGGGCCAGAUCCUGGAAUCGCCUGGAUGGCUGAAUUUGGCCAGCAAACGUAGUCCCAGCAGCUAGAACGGGGUUGUGCAGAGCAGUGUUGGCAGUGUGAGUUCAAGAUGUGCAUUGUUUGAGAAAGGUCCCGGAUUGGCCAAGUGAAACGGAAUAUUUUUGGGGCGCACGAGAAGAAAAUUCCAUGGGGCGACGAUACCCGUCACAAGUGAAGGCCAGAAUGGUUACAAAUUCCCCGUCCUCCUCAUCCUCCUCCUCCCAAGUGAUGCUGCCAAAGUGAGUGAAUCUCGAGGAAGCUCAACCCCCGGAAAAGAAAAUAAAAAAAAGUCAGAAAACAGUGAAAUUUAGUGUUUCCAAAGUGAGCAGACCCUACCUAGACAUUGUGGAUAUCCAGCAGUUCCCCCCCACCAAAAAAUUCAACAAAUGCCGACGAUCUAAAUGGCCACCGGCGAAGGAGCACCACCACCAGCAGCACCACGCUAGAGCACCAGGAAGACCAAACCAGCCCGGAACUGAGCUGAGCUAGGUGAAGCCGACCGACCGACCGGAAACGCACCGAGCAAAAUCCGGAAAGAGAGACGUAAUUGCAUUUGAUGAGUUUUAAUGAAUUCGAGCCGAGUCGAGCGAAACGAAGUGCAUCAAGGCAGAAGCAGCCAAAGCAAAAGCAAAGUUGAACGAAGAAAGUGACUGUGCGCGAGCGUUCCGAGAGCAGAUGACGCACGGGGCAGAAGCAGAAUCGUCGUCGUCGACUUCCCGGGAAGAAGCGAACGAGAACGACUCGGUUUGAGAGGGCGAAAUUGUUUCGCAAGUGUCCGUUAGCGAGUGGGGAGAGAGAAAAGUGGAUAAAAAGUGAAAGAAGAAACAGAAGUGAGGGCGCAAAACAAAGGCAUUCGUGGGAGAAACAAAAGAAGCCACAGAGAAAAGCGGGAGCAGCACAGGAAGAACAAAAGGUGAAUCAGAAACUGAAGUGUCUGUGUGAGAGUGUGUAAAGCUCAGCGCACACAACGACGACGACGAGUUGACGGGUUUGAUGGGAACUGAACUGCUGCCCUCUUCAGCGACGGGACGUGCCUCCGGAAGGCAACCACGAGUUUACGGUGAAGCGGGAUAGUGUUUGUACCACCACUCCCCUAUAGCGCACACCCCAACAUCACCUGUAAAAUAGUCUCCUCUUGCAUCCUAUUUGUACGCGAUAACGAUUGCAGAUUACCACAAUAACAACAAAUAAUAAAUAAAGUAAAAAAAAUAAAAUAUUGAUACUAGCGCUUCUCGACGAAGAUUUUAGCGUGUUAGUCUAGUUAAUGAGUAUAUUAUCUAAUUCAUGUAAAUGGCUUUAAAUCUCGACGUUUGACGCGUGUGUGUAAGUGUAUGUUAACCACAAGAAAUAAUGCAUAAAAUUAAACCUACAGUUCAAUCACAGUGCACUCGUAAACAGUAAACAAAGGUAGAGAGCUCCUUGCGGUCCUUUCGGUUGAGGGCCCAUCCCCAACAACCUCCAACGACAUCAACGACGACGAAUACAGAGGUAGUGUGUGAGCAGGGUGCGUGUGUGUUAGGCAGAAGGACUAGGGUGUCCGUCAAGUGAAUUUAGACCACACACACGUUUACACACCACGAGCCAAGAACGAUUCUCAAGGACGGCGCCCCCUAAAGGUGCCAAAGGUGCCGCCUUCUUACGGAAGGGGGCUCCGCAGGGGCGCUAGGCUGCCAGCUGCAGGCGAUGCACCGAUUUGCGGAUCGACCGGGUGGACCUGGCCUAAGAUGGGGAGCGUGCUACUCACGGCUGUGUUCAUAGCGUUAAAUUUUGCUACCGGCCUGGCCAACCCAGAUUCGAAGCGUUUGUAUGACGACCUGCUGAGCAACUACAACCGACUGAUACGGCCCGUGGGCAACAACUCCGAUCGACUAACGGUGAAAAUGGGACUGCGACUGUCACAGCUCAUCGACGUGAACCUUAAAAAUCAAAUCAUGACGACUAACGUGUGGGUAGAACAGGAAUGGAACGACUACAAGCUGAAAUGGAAUCCGGAUGACUACGGCGGAGUGGACAUGCUCCACGUGCCAUCGGAACACAUUUGGCUGCCAGAUAUUGUGCUGUAUAAUAAUGCGGACGGUAACUACGAGGUGACAAUAAUGACAAAAGCAAUUUUACAUCAUACGGGUAAAGUAGUAUGGAAACCACCUGCCAUUUAUAAAUCAUUUUGUGAGAUCGAUGUUGAGUACUUUCCGUUUGACGAGCAAACGUGCUUCAUGAAGUUCGGAUCCUGGACGUACGACGGCUACAUGGUGGAUUUACGCCAUCUCCAGCAGACGCCAGACUCGGACAACAUCGCCGUCGGCAUCGAUCUGCAGGAUUACUAUAUAUCAGUUGAAUGGGACAUUAUGAAGGUGCCUGCCGUUAGAAAUGAAAAAUUUUAUAGUUGUUGUGAAGAACCAUAUCCGGAUAUUAUCUUUAAUAUAACGUUAAGACGAAAGACACUUUUCUACACCGUGAACUUGAUCAUACCUUGUGUUGGGAUAUCGUUUCUCUCCGUGCUAGUGUUUUAUUUGCCCAGUGACUCCGGCGAAAAGAUAUCAUUAUGUAUAAGUAUAUUGCUGUCACUCACUGUGUUUUUUCUACUGCUGGCUGAAAUCAUUCCACCAACGUCACUAACGGUUCCACUGCUAGGCAAAUACUUAUUAUUCACGAUGAUGCUAGUCACAUUGUCCGUAGUUGUUACCAUCGCCGUACUGAACGUUAAUUUUAGGUCACCCGUUACGCACAAAAUGGCACCAUGGGUGCAUCGAGUUUUUAUAGAUCUAUUACCUAGGGUGUUAUGCAUACAGAGGCCAAAAAAAGACGACGAACCAUCCGAGAACGAGGAACUGCCGCCGGAGGUCCUUACGGACGUGUUCCAGGUGCCGCCGGACGUGGAAAAGUACGUCGGCUACUGCGGGAAGCAGUACAGCACGGAUUUCGACAUUCCUGCACUGCCACCGUCACGUUUCGACGUGGCCGCAUCGGGCGGGGUGGGGCCAUGUUUUGGCGAGCCCCCGCUACCAGCACUGCCAUUACCGGGCGGGGACGACGACCUGUUCAGUCCGACCGGCAACGGGGACAUGAGUCCGAACUGCUGCGGCGACCUCAGCCCGACGUUCGAGAAGCCGAUGCUGCGCGAGAUGGAGAAAACGAUAGAGGCGUCGCGGUUCGUUGCUCAACACGUUAGAAAUAAGGACAAAUUCGAGAGUAUAGAAGAAGACUGGAAAUACGUAGCACUCGUCCUAGAUCGUCUGUUCCUGUGGAUCUUCACGAUAGCGUGCGUGGUGGGCACCUGUCUGAUCAUCCUGCAGGCGCCCAGCCUGUACGACAACACCCAACCGAUCGACGCGAUGUACUCCAAGAUCGCCAAGAAGAAGAUGGAGCUGCUCAAAAUGGGCAGCGAGAACGUAUAGCAUCCGCCUGGGUUCGCAUCCGCCGUUUGGAAGUAUAUUCUGAACUGGAUGCGAACCCUGGUCAACGAGGACGACCACUAGGCAAAAAACGAAAAGAUCCUCACCACAAACACACUCACCGUAGUGUCCCAAAAUCCGAAGAAAACGAAACGAAACAAACGAACAAAACGAACGAACGAACGAAACAUCACAACACACAAACACUUACUAGUAGAAGAAAGAAACAAAUCUCACACAAUCUCACAAUGCUCACAGAGAGAACAACAAUAGACAACCAAAGUAAUGCCAAAGUUACUCCACACACCUACACACACACGUGUCCCGGAGUUGCAUCGAACACGUGGAUCGUCGUCGUCAGCCGGAACCACGUGAGUCAACGCUGCAUCUGAUUGUUCGUUUAGUGUUUUCUGUUUUGAUUUUGGUUUGCUCGAGAGGAAAGAAUGUCAAUAACAAUCAAAUUAAUGUUAAUACCGUGUAACAAAGUGUAGUUUUUAAUACAGCAGAAAACGAGCAGAGGAAAAAACGAGGGAAGGGAAAACUUUUUUAUACGACAAACCCGUGCGGAGAAGAAGGUUUAAGGUUCCAGUUUUGUUUUUUCGAAGGCGUGGUAAACGCCCCAAACUGAAGCUGAAACGUUGUUGUUGGUGUAAAUAGCGCGGAAAUGAGGGGGGCAUUUGUGGGAGUGAACAAUAAGCAAGGAAGAAAAUACGAGUGCAAUGUGAUUGACGUACUAACAGAGCAAAACCAGAACUUAAAGAACGUAGCGUAAUUUGUUGAUGCAGCAGAAAAAGUUGGAGUAACUUGAUGUAAAUAGUUGAAUUUUGUUGAAGAUAAUCCUAGUGGAAUUUGGUAAGCUAAACAGUAAGAUGAUGCUGAAGAACAACAAAAAAAACUUGAAAUAGUUGAUAUUUUUUUAUAACACAGAUGUGGGAGGGUGAAUUGAAAUGAUAGUUAUUUUUAAGUAAAUAGAAAGCAAAUUAAAAAUAAAAACGUCAUUUAGUUAGCGAUUAAAUUUGCAAACCUUUUUAUACACUCAGAAGCAUAGGAGAAUUGAAGUUUGUUUAUUUACCGCCAGACGCGAAUUGUGACGUUCAUGAGAAUAUAUUUUCAAAAGAGACUUUGUUCGCAUUCGCAUUCGCAUUCGCAUGGAGAUGGUGAUCUUAGCGGGUUGCAGACUGGAUUUCUUCAUGUAUGUGUGAUGAAUAUCCAGCCCAGUUUGCUUAGAAAUUGAUUAAAAGGAAUUAAAACCAAUUCUACCAAGACAGGACAGCCAGCACCAUGAAAGCCAUCCAUUGCCGGCCGCUCCCAUCUCCACCAUUCACCGGGGCAGGAAUAAGGAUCAGGAGCACGGGAAGUGUUGAUGCUAAACUUACUUAGAAAAAGGUAGCGAAACCGCAGGCUCUUUUUCCCAACCCUAUUGUGGAACUUGAUCAAACUGACCGUUUGACCAAAUUUGAUCGAAUUUAAACAACAGGGCUGCGUAAGUGUCGCGGGGAGUUGGUAGUUGUGAUGGGUAGAGGUCUAGGAUUCGCCCUAAGCAAGCGAUACGACCUUUGACAUAAAAAAGUUUAGUCGGUAAGAUUUUUAUUCCCAAGGCAAGCAAUCGGAUGCUGCUGUUGAGACAAUUCCCGUUUAAUCAAGGUAGUGAAUUUAGUAUUUUAACCAGAUUGUAAUAUUAUUCUCAAGGCAAGCAAUAAGAUGCUAUUGUUCAGACCGUUGUUAUUUAGCUGGUGAACGUUUAACUCUUUAUCCCGACGCGAAUAUUUUUAUUUAAGAUCCAAUAUUAGACAGCCGGCUGUGGAAACAAGGGAUCCAUUUGCAUACAUUUAAAUGUUGACCAAGACAUACAGACGAUUGUAAAAUCCGUUUUAGCCAGCAACAAAAGUUAUCAUAAAAAAUUGCAUAACAAGUUUCAAUAAAUACGCGGAGCGUUCCGAAAUAUA